ACAGGACACGGGAAUAGUAAUACCCUGGAGGCGGCCGGAGACUUGAGUUAUGGCCUCAUCUCCCCACACUCUCUCGUCACACCUUUUGACAGGUUGGGUAGGAGGAUGUAUAUGGUAUCUGGAAAGGAGAGCUAUACAGGAAUCUCCUCACAAGUUUAUGCAUCUUUUCAGAAGUGCCAAUAAGCAAUGGACUACAUUACAGCAGUUUACCCUCCUAAAGCGCAUGUAUGCCACACAACUGAACAGAAGUCUGAACCGGCAAGUAAGACCAAAGCCAGAACCAGUGUCAUCUCCUUUCCUUGAGAAAAUUUCUUCAAGUCAAGGCAAAGCUGAUGUAUACGAAAUAAGACCUCUUUCACCCCCAAGCCUACCUUUGUCCAGUAAGACAAAUGAAAAAGAAGUACUUGAACUAGAAUCUGCUUCAAUAAUUGAAAGCUCAGUUAAAGUUGGAAAACGGACUGGAGAUGAAAUCCAGUGGAAGGAGAUGAAACUACAUGUGGAUAAUUUACCAGGAAUUUUGGCUCGACUCUCCAAAAUCAAACUCACAGCUCUUGUUGUAAGUACCACAUCAGCAGGAUUUGCAUUGGCUUCAGGACCUUUUGACUGGCCCUGUUUCUUGAUCACUGUUGUUGGAACAGGCCUUGCUUCAUGUGCUGCCAACUCUAUCAAUCAGUUUUUCGAGGUGCCGUUUGAUUCCAAUAUGAAUAGGACAAAGAACAGACCUCUGGUUCGUGGCCAGAUCAGCCCACUGUUGGCAGUGUCUUUUGCCACCUGCUGUGCUGUUCCAGGAGUUGCCCUUCUUACCUGGGGGGUGAAUCCACUCACUGGAGCUCUGGGGGCCUUCAACAUCUUCCUGUAUACUUGCUGUUAUACACCAUUGAAGAGAAUCAGCAUUGUCAACACAUGGGUUGGAGCUGUUGUUGGAGCCAUCCCACCUGUCAUGGGCUGGACAGCUGUAACUGGCAGCCUUGAUGCUGGAGCGUUUCUUUUAGGAGGAAUCCUCUACUCCUGGCAGUUCCCACAUUUUAAUGCCCUGAGUUGGGGCCUCCGUGAAGACUACUCCCGAGGUGGUUACUGUAUGAUGUCCGUCACCCACCCGAGCCUCUGCAGGCGAGUGGCACUGCGCCACUGUCUGAUGUUGAUUGGACUAUCUACUGCAGCCCCCAUCCUGGAUGUCACCACAUGGACGUUUCCGAUAAUCUUCCUCCCCAUCAACCUAUAUAUUUCAUACCUCGGUUUUCGAUUUUACAUGGAUGCAGACCGGAAGAGUUCCAGGAAGCUGUUCUUCUGCAGCCUGUGGCACUUACCUUUGCUACUGCUUCUCAUGCUUACUUGUAAGCAGUCAAUACAAGAGAAAUGUGACAAGGAAGAAACUCAAAGUUGAAGUCAUAUUGUCAUGUGGGGAAAAAAUGCAGGAAGACACAAAUAUUUUUCCUGUUAUUGGACAGGGAUAUCUUCAUAAUUCUGAAGGAUGAGAAUAGGAAUCAUUGGUUUUAUUACAAUAUUGUAAAGUAAUUUGGUGCUUAAUGAUAAAAUAACAGUUUUUAAAUGAUAAUAUUUAAAAUGUUCCCCAAAUAAGAGGUGGAUUAACUUAGUAGAUAAAAGCAAAGAGUAUUUUUUCUGUUAGACUCUUUAUAUCUCUAUAUCUCUCUUCCUCCAUUCCAUCCCCAUCAUUUACAUUCUUCCUAACAUCGAUGUUGUACUCCUCUGCUUCCCUACCACUAGUUUAUCACUCUUGUCAGCUAUUGUCAUAAUUGGCAGACAGACAUGGUUAGCAUUCUUAUCUCGAUAGCUCUAGUUCUGUGUCCACAGGUUAUGUCAGAUUAAAUGGAUGCUGCUACCACUGUACCCCCUGGCAGUUGGAGAAGCCUGAGCCCAGCUUUCAGCUUAUCUAUUUAACAUGUUCACCAGCACUUUAUUUCUCAAAUAAUUUGCUACAAAUGGGCUACUGUGGAAGUAGUAUUCCAAACGGUUUCCUGGAGAAUCUUAGACUGAACUGCCAAUCCCUGCCCUCUACCUCCCAAUAUAUAAGGGGCAUUUCAAAAACUCCAAGGAAUCAAAGGUUUCUUUCUAGUUUACUUUAAAAUGUUGGAAGUGUCUGAAACAUUUCUAUCUAAAAGGAUAGUGAUACCAGAAACUUUUCAGUGUCUGGUUUCAUUCCUGUUCCUCAUCAGUCAUUUCUGUAGGAGGUCAGUUUCUUGUUGCUGCAUGGCUUUUCAAGGUCAUCCGGAAAAGGAAAUCAGAAAAAUGAAGAGCUGAGCUAGCCAGCUUGCAUAUUUCCCAUACUUGUCCCAUAUAAAAAGCACAUUUCCAUCCUGCUGUCUUCUUAAAUCAGACAUGAGGUUCUUUGUAUCCAACAACUUUCAAAGCUAGACUAAAUUCAGGAUUUAGAUUUCUGACGGACUGCUUCUGGUUCUAGGGACUUGGUUACCUGUUGCCCCAUCUAUACUUUAGGUUUUCCCAUUUGUUUGCUGUCAUGUCCCGUUCACCUUGAAGACCUUGAAGCUUACAGAAUGUUUUAAUCAUUUGUUGUUGGGGCCAUUGCUGCCCUGUAAAAAUUAACUGGGGAGUUUAAGCAACAUUUACGUAAUCGUAAUAUGCUUACUCUCAAAAAUUUCUAAAGCAGUUGCAGAUAUCAACUGAUCUCUUUUUCUACUUAUCAGACAUGCCUCUGAGCUGUAUCCAGAUUAUUUACUGUAGGAACAUGGCAUAUAAAUUUGUGGCAAACCAUCUACACCUUACUGUUUUGCAGCACUUAAAUUUGUAAAAUGCAUCACUUCUGUGUUCCUGCUGUAAUAAACCAG
Suncus etruscus (white-toothed pygmy shrew) is the source of this 2804-nucleotide messenger RNA. RefSeq names its product protoheme IX farnesyltransferase, mitochondrial-like. Gene Ontology annotation, cellular component: mitochondrion; mitochondrial membrane. The record is from RefSeq and is a predicted model, not a curated record. Gene Ontology annotation, biological process: heme biosynthetic process. Bases 50 to 1384 code for a protein of 444 amino acids. Gene Ontology annotation, molecular function: protoheme IX farnesyltransferase activity. NCBI's taxonomy places the organism in Eukaryota, Metazoa, Chordata, Mammalia, Eulipotyphla, Soricidae. The transcript is spliced from 2 exons.